CUAGAUGACGAAACCACAGCGUCUGCCCCUCUCAAGAUGGCGCUGCACCUGGUGCGGAAGGCAUGCGGUUGUCGCAGAUUCAUUCGGGCAUUUCAUGGCGGAAUCAGCGCAGAUCCCGUCCCCCAGAAUAAUGGCAUACAUCGGAUAUUCUCUGGCAUCCAGCCCACAGGGAUCCCUCAUCUGGGGAAUUACCUGGGUGCCAUUGAGAGCUGGGUGAGUCUACAAGAAAAAUGCAGCUCUGUCCUGUUCAGCAUUGUGGAUCUCCAUUCCAUCACUGUUCCCCAAGAUCCAGCUGUUCUUCACCAAAGCAUCUUAGACAUAACUGCUGUCCUUCUUGCCUGUGGCAUAAACCCAGAAAAAAGCAUUCUUUUUCAACAGUCUCAGGUGCCAGAGCACUCUGAAUUAGGUUGGAUCUUUGGAUGUCUGGUCAGAAUGUCAUGGUUACAAAAUUUACCCCAGUGGAAGAGGAAAAAUGCUAGCCUGAAACAAGAGGGCACAGUGGGUCUCUUCACAUAUCCUGUACUUCAAGCUGCAGACAUUCUGUUAUACAAGUCCACACACGUCCCUGUUGGGGAAGAUCAAGUCACACAUAUGGAACUGGCCCGAGAUCUAGCACAACGUUUUAACAAGAAGUAUGGGGAGUUCUUUCCAGUGCCCACAUCCCUUUUGACAACUAUGAAGAGGGUAAAAUCACUCCGUGAUCCUUCGGCCAAGAUGUCAAAAUCGGACCCUGACAAGCUGGCCACCGUUAGAGUAACAGACAGUCCAGAAGAGAUCAUGAUGAAAUUCCGGAAAGCUGUCACAGACUUUACCUCAGAGGUGACCUACGAUCCAUCCACCCGAUUGGGGGUCUCCAACAUGGUUGACAUUCAUGCCGCAGUGACGGGUCUCACGAUAGAAGAAGUUAUCCGCCAGAGCGUCGGCCUUGACACGGCUCAAUACAAAGUUGUGGUGGCCGAGGCUGUGAUUCAAAAAUUUGCACCAAUUAAGAAUGAGAUUGAGAGACUAAAGAUGGACGAAGGCUACUUGAGAAAGGUUUUACAGGUUGGGACAGAAAAAGCCAAAGAACUAGCAAAGCCUGUGUGCCAAGAAGUCAAGAAAUUGGUAGGUUUUUGAAAGGACCAUAGUCAAAUAAUCAUGAAUAUCUCUAAACAAGGCAGCUGACCUCAUACCCAAAAGACUGGAUUGUUUGUUACCCUUUCCUUGGACCAUACCUGCUGACUUCAGGAGAGCAAGAUUUUGUGACCUGAAAUAAUUAUCAUUUUUUCAAAUCUCACAAAAUUUUUCCAACAGAAAAAAAGAAAAGCAACAAGCAUGGUUAAAUACUCAAAAAUUCCAUGCUUUUUUUUUUCCCCCCAGAGUCAAUCCUACAGGCUUGUAGGAUUUUUCCCUUGUCAACUUCCUUCUGGUUCAUUUUACAAAAGCAAUUUUGAAUUUAUCAGAAUAUAUUCUCAUCCUGGCCUGUUCUGUGAGGGUAGAGAGCAAGGGUUUGGAAGGUAGAAGAAUCACUUGGAUAGUUAGGGAGCAGAGAAGGAGAGUGAAUAAGCAUUUAUAUAGCACCUACCAUGUGCCAGACCCUGGUCUAAGAGCUCUAUAAGUGUAUAAGUAUUAUCUCAUUUGAUCCUCUCACAACAGUCCUGUGAGGUGUAGGCAUCAUUAUUAGCCUCAUUUUACAAUUGAAGAAAUUGAGGCAAACAGAGCCCAAGUAUCCUGCCCAGGGUCACUCAGCUGGUAAGUGUCUUAGACUGGAUUUGAACUCAGGCCAUCCUAACUCAAGGUACAAAGCUCUAUCCACUUGACCACCUCCCUCCCUGCCUAUAUUGGGGCAUGAUGGUAUCCCGGAAAGAAUGCCACAUCUGGAGUCAGAGGACCUGGGUUCAGAUUCUGAUAUUCCACAUAGUAUCAUAAGGGGUGACUUUUGUGGAUGUUCUCUCAAUUUCUUCAUCAAUUAAAUGAAAGGUUUGGGAGAGAUGACCACUAAUGUUUCUUCCAGCUCUAUCCAUAAUCCUAAAAUAAUCAAGGCUAUUGAUUUUCCUUACCCUAUCCCUGCCCCUAACCAAAACAAACCUAUGCUAAUAUGUUCCCUAAUUUUUAUUAGUAGACACAUUAUCCUUCUCACAACCCUGUGAAGUAGGUGUUUAAAGAGGGAUGAUUUCAAACUGUAAGUCAUUUAGCUUAUUUCUGACCUCCCACACUGGGACUCUCAGAGAACUACACCAUUUAAUCUGCUGAAGAAGUCACUUCAGUCUUAAUUGUGAAGAGCCCAGGAAGUCAGAAUCUGCUCUUAAUAAGUAAUGUCUUGCAUUUAUGUGAUGUCAUUUUGUAAAAAUGGACUUGAAUCCAGGACUUCAAUCCCCAGAAUUCCUUGCUCCACUUUCCCAGAAUGCUUUGUAAUAUCACUGAAUUCUCACCUGGGCCGAGAUCGAGAAGGGGUAUUUAACCUGAUUGGAAAGGCGUUUGCGAGGCCUUUUCCUGUUUCCGCUUGCAAGCAGACACGGCUCUUUUCAUAAUGUAGGUGAGGUGGUCUAGGCCCCUGGGCCUAGACACGUGCUUUCUUAUCCUGUAUUUUCUUUAAUCCUUAAUCUUCAAUAAACCUCUAAAAAUAUAAUACUCCUUGCAGAGAGAAACUAAUUUCUACCUCUAUCAGCUUCCCAAAAUUUUAAUCUUUACAAUUUUAUCCUCAUAAUACCUGGAACGAGCCCCUAACCUUCCUCUCAUUCCAUGCACAGAAUGUGGUAUGGCAAUGGUAACAGAUCUGUGCCCCAAAGGUUCUGUUGAGAAAGGUUUCUGUAGUCUUGAAACUGUAUUCCUUCAAGAACUUCACCUCCAAUCUUAUGGAGUUUAUUGAAACCAGAUUAAAAGCUCCAGUCUUCUCAA
This is a messenger RNA of Monodelphis domestica (gray short-tailed opossum), 2877 nucleotides long. RefSeq names its product tryptophanyl tRNA synthetase 2, mitochondrial (gene WARS2). Lineage: Eukaryota; Metazoa; Chordata; Mammalia; Didelphimorphia; Didelphidae. The record is from RefSeq and is a predicted model, not a curated record. Gene Ontology annotation, biological process: mitochondrial tryptophanyl-tRNA aminoacylation. Gene Ontology annotation, molecular function: ATP binding; tryptophan-tRNA ligase activity. Gene Ontology annotation, cellular component: mitochondrion; mitochondrial matrix.